AUGGCGCAGCCUAAGGUGCACAGCACCUUGAUCAUUGAUCAGGCAGCAUUAGAAACACAAGGCGCCAGUCUGCGCCUUUAUCGAGAGUCGAUACGCAAGUGGCAAAUGUCCGUGGCGCAUAUCGACAAUUCUGACGGUACGGUGGACCACGCAAUGGCAAAAAACCCGGGCUCUCCGCCUUAUCAGCCUCGAUCAGCACUGAACUUUGGGACAUGA
Molecule: messenger RNA, 216 nt
Organism: Penicillium longicatenatum
Lineage: Eukaryota; Fungi; Ascomycota; Eurotiomycetes; Eurotiales; Aspergillaceae
Exons: 3
Coding region: 1-216 (71 amino acids)
Source: RefSeq, a predicted model, not a curated record